Messenger RNA from Pleurotus ostreatus (oyster mushroom), 1227 nucleotides. RefSeq lists its product as uncharacterized. Lineage: Eukaryota; Fungi; Basidiomycota; Agaricomycetes; Agaricales; Pleurotaceae. The transcript has 3 exons. Bases 1 to 1227 code for a protein of 408 amino acids. The record is from RefSeq and is a predicted model, not a curated record.
AUGCAAAAACAAUUCGUUCGCGCCCUGCCACGAUGUCGACCUCAUAGCCAUGGUUUUCUGCGGCAAGCCUCAACGGCCACCGCUGCUGAGCACAAAUCUAGCCUCCCUCCUCCGCCCCGCGCUUCAGCGACCCGGAACACGCGCGAAGACGAGUCGGAGCGAUGUUCUGCUAUUGUUAUCACCAAGACUAAGAUAGCCUCCAUGGUCGAUGCAUAUGCUAUUAUACGUGCUAUUGAGCAGAAGUAUGGCACUUUGCGAGAAUAUCAGUUCCCUCGAGAAGUGGGAUCUCCCAAUGUCUAUACAAAUCAAUUCUACGUGGUGUUCAAGUCGCCUGAGUCGCACUUAAAGCUCCCCAAGAACGCGACGGAGAGUAUCACCAUUCCUGCUCCUACGGCAGACACUUUCGAGUCCAAACCGGGGGGUCCUUCGCUCGCCGACUUCCACAGCUUGCUUGACCCGAAGGACGUGAACACAAGCAACGAAAUCCCUGCCUUUGAGAGCAUAAUCGACACCGCUAUCAGCGAAGGCGGCAAGCAAGACGUCAAGCCUCCUCGCGCGAUAUCCUUCAGCAUAUUCCAAGCCCGAAAGGAGUUCCACGCGACGACGCCGUGGGAGCCGUACGGCCUGAGGCGCCAGCUGCGCUUUGCCAUCGGGCGGUCCAUGCUUAAUUGGGGCGGAUUCUACCCGCUCAAGCCUGUUCUGAAGGGCUCUUCGCUGGAAUAUGGGGUGUCGGACGCUGACCAGCUGCGAAUGCGGAGACUGUUGCGAAAAUGGAGCGAUAUCACUCAGGCUCCGAAUCCCUUCGAGGUGUCGAGUGUAGCCGAAGCUAGCCCGACGCCGGAGGUCUCGACAGAGACGCCGCCGCCGCCAUCGCCGCCACCUGAAUCACAGAAACCUACAGAGUGGGAGCCACUCCCGAUGGAAGAUGCUGUGGCCGAUGAAGUGCCUGUCCCAGCUCCACAGUCGCCGCCAGCGUCUGCUUCACCUCAGGCUUCGAAACGGCCAACGCGUCUCGGAGGCAAGCUUCUGCCGUCGACCAGCCAGGCGUCGGCUAUAGAUGCUGAUCUGUUCAUCAAAGCAUCGGAGUCUCUGCCCAAAGAUCCCGCCCCGCCAAUGCAGGCAAAGAGAGUCAGGGAGAAGAAGGCAAAGACACAACUACAUUCGCCGAAGGUUGAAGACGACGGAUUCUCGCAGAGAUUCAAGAAGUUUAUUGGCGGAUGGUUUUGA